Molecule: messenger RNA, 249 nt
Organism: Aspergillus alliaceus
Lineage: Eukaryota; Fungi; Ascomycota; Eurotiomycetes; Eurotiales; Aspergillaceae
Exons: 1
Coding region: 1-249 (82 amino acids)
Biological process (GO): glutathione biosynthetic process
Molecular function (GO): ATP binding; glutathione synthase activity
Source: RefSeq, a predicted model, not a curated record
AUGGAGCGUAUUCGAUCGCCGUCUGUGACGAACGUCUUGUUAUCCCCCAGUGGGUUGGAUUCGGGAGGCGUGGUCUCGGAACUGGGCGUCUUCGGAACUUGUCUUUGGCGGAAAGGAACGGACGACCGGCCUUACGACAUGCUGCAGAAUUUUGUCGGUGGAUGGUCAUUUAAGACGAAGCAUGAGGAUGUGGAUGAGAUGAGUGUAGUGAAGGGCUAUGGGUGUUUCGAUACCCCGUUGCUAUUUUGA